AACUUGUGCCCCCCUUAAUAGUGAAAAUUUUCAAUUGUUAAUUUUCUCGUUAAAAAUGCCGAUCAACCAAAUUACUAUUGGAAGCCAUGAGGAACUCCGCCAUCCCGGGGCGCUUAAAGCGGCCUUGGCGGAGUUCAUCAGUACCCUGAUCUUCGUAUUCGCAGGUCAGGGUUCUGGUAUGGCUUUCAAUAAGCUUACCGAUGGCGUCGCUACUCCCGCUGGCCUUAUUUCCGCCUCCAUAGCACACGCCUUCGGGUUGUUCGUCGCCGUCUCCGUCGGUGCUAACAUCUCCGGCGGCCACGUCAACCCUGCUGUUACCUUCGGUGCUUUUGUUGGUGGAAACAUCACUUUGUUCCGUGGAAUUUUGUACAUCAUUGCACAGUUGCUUGGAUCCACUGCUGCUUGCGCUCUCCUUGAAUUCGCCACCGGUGGCAUGAGCACGGGAUCAUUUGCAUUGUCAGCCGGUGUAUCAGUAUGGAACGCGUUCGUAUUCGAGAUUGUGAUGACUUUCGGUCUCGUUUACACUGUUUACGCAACCGCAGUUGACCCAAAGAAGGGAGAUUUGGGUGUGAUUGCACCAAUUGCAAUUGGUUUCAUUGUUGGUGCCAACAUUCUUGCUGGUGGUGCCUUUACUGGAGCUUCAAUGAACCCAGCUGUGUCAUUUGGCCCAUCUUUGGUUAGCUGGACCUGGACUCACCAAUGGGUUUACUGGGCUGGACCACUUAUUGGUGGUGGGCUUGCUGGAUUCAUCUAUGAAUUCAUCUUCAUUAGCCACACUCAUGAGCAAAUCCCAAGUGGAGAUUUUUAAGUAGUGCUGAAUUUUUAUCAACUCGUUGUUUAAUUUUCAUUUUCUCUUUGUAAACUUCUUUGUUUGUUUGUCUAUGUUUAAUGGGCACUGUUGAAUUGUACUUUGUUUAUUCGGACGGCUUUUGUUAUUUAUUUUCUUUAUUUUGAUCGUGGUAAAUAAGAUAUUUUGAUUUGUUUU
Molecule: messenger RNA, 985 nt
Organism: Solanum lycopersicum (tomato)
Lineage: Eukaryota; Viridiplantae; Streptophyta; Magnoliopsida; Solanales; Solanaceae
Product: aquaporin-like
Biological process (GO): transmembrane transport; water transport
Cellular component (GO): plant-type vacuole membrane
Molecular function (GO): water channel activity
Source: RefSeq, marked provisional